UUAUUGGAAAGGUAAAUGACUGCUCUUUCGUACUAACUACGUCGGAUAUAAUUAUAUAUCAUUAAGUCCAAUACAUCCUGUAUGUCUAUUAAUUUUCUUUUCUUUUUUCUUAAAUAUCUUGCAAUUUUUAAUCUAUACGAAUUUCAUCCAUCAGUUAUGCGUUAUUCAUGUGGUGCUUGUCCAGAAGGUGGCUAUCCCUAUGAGAUCAUCUCGCUAAUGAAAGGAUAUUCUACGAACAGUGACCAAGGAAAGCAAAAGCGUGCUGGAUCGAGCACUCUGGUUAAAGGAUCUAAGAAUGUCAUUGUUGACACUGGAAACCCUUUUGAAAAAGAGAAACUCUUAAAGGCGUUGGACGAAAGUAAUACGAGUCCAAAUGAUAUUCAUUAUGUCGUUUGUACUCAUUGUUGCUUAGAUCACGCGGGAAAUUUGAACCUCUUCCCUGAUGCUAAAUUUUUGGUGUCGAAUGUCUGCAUGUCAAAGCGAGGCGUUUACGAUUGUUUAAAAACAUUUCCUAUCAAGAUAGAUCACGGGCUGAAGGUAGUUAGAACACCUGGAAUUUUUGAAAGUGAUAUGAGCGUGAUUGUGGAAAAUACGCGACACGGCACAGUUGCCAUCACAGGGGAUCUUUUUAAGAAUGAAGGGGAUUUAUCGGCGCAGGGAGAAAGUCGUAAAAUGAUUCUUAAUCUUGCAGAUUUCAUUGUGCCAGGUCAUGGAACAAUGUUCAGAAAUACGGAAAAAUACACGCAUGGCAAUAUGCAUACGUCUUUACCAGUAGUUGCUUUUUGUAUUAAAAUGCACGUCACAAGUGGUGAUGUGUUGCUUCCGAUCCGGAUUUCUUUGUGA
Messenger RNA from Dendronephthya gigantea, 843 nucleotides. RefSeq names its product metallo-beta-lactamase domain-containing protein 1-like. NCBI's taxonomy places the organism in Eukaryota, Metazoa, Cnidaria, Anthozoa, Malacalcyonacea, Nephtheidae. The transcript is spliced from 4 exons. Bases 82 to 843 code for a protein of 253 amino acids. The record is from RefSeq and is a predicted model, not a curated record.